Yamadazyma jaroonii is the source of this 1101-nucleotide messenger RNA. NCBI's taxonomy places the organism in Eukaryota, Fungi, Ascomycota, Pichiomycetes, Serinales, Debaryomycetaceae. The record is from the annotation of a GenBank genome assembly.
AUGCAAAAUAAAGCUUUCGUAUUAAAAUCAAUUAAAAAUGUUGUCUUUGAAGACCGUGCUAUCAAACCUUUAGGUCCUAAAGAAUUGAGAAUCAAUAUUGAAGUUACUGGUAUUUGUGGAUCAGAUGUUCAUUAUUGGCAGAAGGGAAGAAUUGGGAAAUUCAUCUUAAAAGAUGGUGUUGAUAUGGUCUUAGGUCAUGAAAGUGGUGGUACUAUCGUUGAAAUGGGAUCAGAUGUUCCUCAAUCAGCCAAUUUGAAAGUUGGUGAUAGAGUUGCCAUUGAACCAGGUGUUCCAUGUAGAUUCUGUUCCCUCUGUCGUGAUGGGUUAUACAAUCAUUGUGAAGAUAUGAAGUUUGCUGCUACCCCACCGGAUGAUGGAACUUUAGCUAAAUACUAUUCUGUUGAUUACGAUUAUGUUUAUAAAAUCCCAGACACCAUGAGUAUGGAAGAAGCUGCUAUGGUUGAACCAGUUAGUGUUGCCGUUCAAAUUGCCAAAAGAGCUCAAUUAAAAGCUACUGACACCGUGGUUGUAUUUGGAUGUGGACCAAUUGGUUUAUUAUGUCAAGCUGUUGCUAAAGCUUAUGGAUGUAAGAAAGUAUAUGGUGUAGAUAUCUCCGUUGGUAGAUUAGAAUUUGCCAAAACUUUUGGAGCUGAUGAUGUUUACAAAAUGCCAUUUAAAAAUGAUGAUGAGACUCCUGAACAAUUUGCUAUCAGAGUUUCAUCUGAUAUGAAGAAAACCUUAGGAAUUGAUGUUCAUGGAGCUGACGUUAUUUUAGAAGCUUCAGGUGCUGAACCAUGUAUACAAACUGGUGUUUUCUUAGCUCGUCCUGAAGCUAGAUUUGUUCAAGCUGGUAUGGGUAAAGAAUUUGUUAAUUUCCCAGUUACUGAUGCUUUAGUCAAACAAUUAAACUGGACUGGUUCUAUUAGAUAUUCUACUGGGGUUUAUCCAACUGCUGUAGAAUUAGUAGCUGCUGGUAAAGUUGAUGUUAAAAGAUUAAUCACCAACAGAUUCAAAUUCGAAGAUGCCUUAAAAGCUUUUGAAUUAGUCAAAGAAGGUAGAACUGACGUCAUUAAAGUUAUCAUAGAAGGAGUUAAAGAUUAA